Messenger RNA from Lentinula edodes (shiitake mushroom), 1606 nucleotides. RefSeq names its product aspartyl aminopeptidase. Lineage: Eukaryota; Fungi; Basidiomycota; Agaricomycetes; Agaricales; Omphalotaceae. Gene Ontology annotation, biological process: proteolysis. Gene Ontology annotation, molecular function: aminopeptidase activity; zinc ion binding. Gene Ontology annotation, cellular component: fungal-type vacuole. Bases 1 to 1416 code for a protein of 471 amino acids. The record is from RefSeq and is a predicted model, not a curated record. The transcript has 9 exons.
AUGAUGCUGUCGUCUACCGUUCCCGAAGCUGCCAGCAGGUUACUCAGCUUUGUGAAUGCCUCUCCUACCCCAUUCCAUGCAGUUCAAACUACGGUGCAACGCCUCGAGAAGGUCGGGUUUAGCAAAUUGAAGGAAUCAGAUGGCUGGGACAAGUUAGUCAAACCAGGAGGAAAAUACUUCUUCACUCGAAACCAAUCUACCAUAGUCGCGUUUACUACCCCCCAGAACUGGAAACAGGGAGCUGGGCUGAGUAUUGUUGCUACGCAUAUCGACAGCCCGAAUCUUAGGAUUCGUCCUAUAUCCAAACGAACCAAGGCCGGGUACCUCCAGGUUGGUAUCGAAACAUAUGGAGGUGGCAUAUGGCAUUCUUGGUUAGACCGUGAUCUUUCCGUUGCUGGAAGGGUUAUUACCUCUAAUGGAUCUGGAGAAUUCAAGUCUCGUUUGAUCAAGGUCGAUCGACCUAUCUUACGCAUCCCCUCUCUUGCUAUACACUUGGAUCGAGGCGUCAAUGAUAGCCUCAAGUUCAAUCAGGAAACUGAGUUUGUUCCCAUCCUAGGCCUGAUCUCGGAACAACUGAACACGACAUCCGAGUCACCUAAAUCAAGCACUAGAGAUGUUCAAGCCUCAAGCAUUGCAAACAACCAUCAUUCUGCGCUGUUAUCUCUGCUGGCUUCUGAAUUAUCUAUAGCGCCAGAUGACAUUUUCGAUUUCGAACUGCGAGUAACACAACUCUACGACAAUCAGCCUUCUCAAUUAGGAGGCAUUGCAAACGAAUUCGUUUUCAGCCCACGAAUGGACAACCAAUUCUCCUCAUUUUGUGCGGUGGAUGCCCUGAUUGGAAGUCUUUCAUCUAAUUCGUUACUCGAAGGAAAUGUCAACUGUAUAGCACUAUUCAAUCACGAAGAAGUUGGCAGUGUCUCCAGCACUGGAGCCGAGUCGAAUCUUAUCCCUUCUGUACUCAGUCGACUCUCUCCAACUCCUGACCUGUUGGCUCAGAGCAUUGCCAGUUCGUUUCUAGUUUCGUGUGAUAUGGGGCAUGCUAUCCACCCUAACUAUACAAACAAACACGAAGAAAACCAUCAACCUCGUAUAAAUGGUGGCGUAAUGAUCAAAACUAAUGCUAAACAGCGAUAUACGAGUGAUGCUAUUGGAUCCUUCUUGAUUAAAAAGCUGGUCGAAAAGAAGGGAGGGAAGGUUCAGGAGUAUGAAGCACGCAAUGACAUGCCAUGUGGUUCAACUGUUGGUCCCUCUUUGUCUACCAUGGGCUUACGAGUAGUCGACGUCGGCUGCCCUAUGUUAUCGAUGCAUUCCAUCCGAGAGACUGCGGGCACAAGUGACGUGCAAAGCUGCAUUGAUCUAUUCCAGUCACUUUUUGAAAACUUCGCGCAGCUGGAUGCUAAGCUCGUUGCAGAAUAAAGUCUGUACAUUGUAAUAAAACGAUUUGAUCGAACCCCACGACGUAGAUGAUGAACUCAUCUACGACGAAAUCUAUGGAGGUUCCUGUAUAUGUAACACCUCUGUUAAGUCGGUUUACUUGGAACGGUUCUUACUGAUAGCCGCUGCUAAUGGCCAAGCCUGACACCUGCACUUAACAUGAUCAUUUUGA